AUGUCUUCAACCAACUCUUAUGUCGCCCAAGGACUUGGAGGUCUCCCAAUGAGAUUCAUCACAGUGGGUUAUUCUACUCAAGGUGGGACCCAGCUCAAUACGAACAUAUCCGCUUGGCGACGUUCGAAUGUCGCUAGGAACAGGCAACUGGACUCGUCCUACGAUCGAAUGACGGGCGAGAUCGACCAAGAGAUUGAUCGACAAACCGGAACUAUCGUUUCAACCUUAAGAGAUAAAGGUCCAGAAGAAUUCCAAAAGUGGAUUCCUGGCUUUUUGGAGGGUCUAGCCAAGCAUGUCUCCAAAUCCUCCGAGAUCGAUAACCUCUCAAUUAGGAUUUUGAAUGCAGAAGAGAAUAAUAGUCUUGCAGGAGACUCGGAGUUCACUCAUACUUCACAGAGUGCCCCGAUGGUUUUUAGCAAUACCGAAUAG
Molecule: messenger RNA, 429 nt
Organism: Kwoniella botswanensis
Lineage: Eukaryota; Fungi; Basidiomycota; Tremellomycetes; Tremellales; Cryptococcaceae
Exons: 1
Coding region: 1-429 (142 amino acids)
Source: RefSeq, a predicted model, not a curated record